AUGGAUAGAUCAUCAACUUUUGAAGGAUUGCCUAAUGAAUUAUUAAUAGAUAUUUUUGAAUAUCUUCCUAUUCAAGAUUUAUACAAAACAUUUUUUGGACUUAAUUUAAGAUUAACAAAAAUUAUUGAGUCAUUACAAGAAUUUCAUUUCGAACAAUUAGAACUUGAAAAGAUUGAUGAUUCAGCAUUUGCACAUCGUAUCACAACAUUAGUUAUUCGACAUUCAAAUAAAAUUGAUCUAAAUCGUUAUCCUAAACUACGCGCAUUAAAACUUCAAUGGCCUACUAAACAACAAUGUAAUCAAACAAUAAAUCAAUCUCAACUAGAACAUUUAUAUAUUGGUCAUUCAUUGUAUGAAGGUGAUACUCAACAACUUCUCAAACAUAUUUUUAUAAAUGGUUUUCCUCAAUUACAUUCGUGUUAUCUAGAAAAUUUCAUAGGAAAUAGAUCAAUCAUCCGUUCAUAUUCUACCAUUCUACCAACUUUAGUUUCACUAAAAAUAUUUACAAAGUAUUCCGAAGAUAUUGUUUCUCUACUCUUCUUAUGUCCAAAUCUUAAUCAAUUAUCAAUUAAAUAUUUUGACAAUGCUAAAAUUGAUUCUAACAUUUUUAAAGAAUGGUCAUUAAUGCCACAUAAAAAUCUACACACACUUAUAUUUGAUAGUGUUGAUCAGAUGUCUAUUGAAACAAUCGAUUCAAUAUUGGCAUUUGUACCAAAUGUUACCUAUUUAUCAAUUAUUAGCCCUCGAUGUAAUACUAAUAAAAUACAUAUUGAACGAAUAGCAUAUACUCUUCAUCGACAUUUACCUAGUCUACAUCAAUUUUAUACUAGUAUUUGGCUCGAUGAUUUACCAUUGAGUGACAAUUAUUCGGUCAAUAUCGAAGCUAUUGAAUGGCUUCAUCCUCUUUUUAAACAAAUAAAAUUAAGUUCUGGAGGUCAACGAUUGAUCAUUUCAUCUUCGUCUUACCGAAGUAAAUUGGUGUAG
This is a messenger RNA of Rotaria sp. Silwood1, 984 nucleotides long. The record is from the annotation of a GenBank genome assembly. NCBI's taxonomy places the organism in Eukaryota, Metazoa, Rotifera, Eurotatoria, Philodinida, Philodinidae.